This is a messenger RNA of Heteronotia binoei (common prickly gecko), 2143 nucleotides long. RefSeq names its product TAFA chemokine like family member 2 (gene TAFA2). Gene Ontology annotation, molecular function: receptor ligand activity. The transcript is spliced from 6 exons. The coding region runs from base 597 to 992 and encodes 131 amino acids. NCBI's taxonomy places the organism in Eukaryota, Metazoa, Chordata, Lepidosauria, Squamata, Gekkonidae. The record is from RefSeq and is a predicted model, not a curated record.
CGGUCUCUUUUGCUCCCUUGUUGCCUUUCCCGGGAGCGAGAAAGUAUGGAGCGAGGCAAACUGGCCGAAAGUGUGCCUGGGUGUUGAAAGCCGCGCAAACUCGCCUGGCAUGGAAUAAGCGGCCGCUCUGCGCCACUCCAUCGGCAGGCAGGAUCGGGGCCUCGCGGAGCUGCCAAAGGGCGGAGAACAGUGCAAAGCCGCGGGACUUCCACCGGUGUUUUCGGUGGAAGGUAGAGAAACAUCCUCGCGAGAAACCGAAGGGAAGGCAACCGCGUUUCUUGCACGUUUUGAAUGCAUCUGGGUUGUUCUGAAAUCGUGCAUCAACACGCGUCGCCUGCCCCACUCCCCGAUUGAUUUCCGAGCCGAGAGGCGUGGGAACUUCUUUCCCAAGAAUAGCUAGCAAUUAAAAAGAGCAACAACAAAAGCCCUGCCAUCUGAAAACGAUUUCUCAGCCCGCUCCUCAUCAAAUUCAUGCGACUGGAUGGUCCAGGCGGAUUUGGAAUUGGUAAGCCAUGCAAGUUCGAUAAGGCUGGAAUUUCCCUCCGGGAUCUGAAGGAGUCUCGCUAGGUGGUUCCAUAAGGAAGAGGGGCUGCAGGAUGAAUAAAAGGUACUUACAGAAAACAACAAAAGGAAAACUGCUAAUAAUAAUAUUUGCUGUCACAUUGUGGGGGAAAAUAGCAUCUGGGGCAAACCAUCACAAAGCUCAUCAUGUUAAAACUGGAACUUGUGAAGUGGUGGCUCUCCACCGAUGUUGUAAUAAGAACAAGAUAGAAGAAAGAUCACAGACAGUCAAAUGCUCUUGCUUUCCUGGGCAGGUAGCUGGUACCACCCGAGCAGCUCCUUCAUGUGUUGAUGCUUCAAUAGUGGAACAAAAAUGGUGGUGUCAAAUGCAACCAUGUCUUGAAGGUGAAGAGUGCAAAGUCCUUCCAGAUAGGAAAGGAUGGAGCUGUUCUUCUGGGAAUAAGGUGAAAACAACACGGGCAAACGUGUAAAAUCCUUCAAGAACAAGGAGAUUUCUGCUGUGGCUGAUGUCAAUUUUUGAUUAUUCCACACACACACACACAAUAUUCUGACUCCACGUUUGGGGUAAUAGCGAUGAAUCCUAGUCUUGGUCGGAUUCUCAGGAAGAACCAGAAGGUUCGUUGAGGAAUAAAGAUGUUCCAGCCUUGAUUUAAUACUCACAGAGCAGCAGGUAACUCGAUAGCAAAAGACAAAUCAAAUCCAACUCAUGACUGAUAAUAUUAAAUACAGCCAUGUAGGAAGUUUUAAUAACCAACUAUGAACCAUGAGGUUAAGUUUGUAACUGCUGGAGCAUACAAAUUAUUCCAAUGAGAACAUGAGCUGUGAGAGAAAUAGCCACUUGAGAUCAAAACUACUGGAAACUCAGCUGAACAAAUCUGAUGUGAUAAUGAUUUCAAUGGACUAAACUGUACAUUUGUAAAAAUAGCAUAAACUUAAAGAAAUGAUAUGGCAAAAGAGGUCAAGAGGUGAUGCUAAAGGGACACAGAAGAAGCAGCAGUCUGCUGGAUCCUGGCUUGAGAGUUGUGACAUCUCACCCCUACAAAAGCAGUCUUUGAAAUGUACUGACCUUUUCCCUCCAGAACUUUACCAGUCCUCCAUACCUGUUGGGGUUGCAUACUGCUUUCAUCAAAUUACUGUUCCAGAAGUUCUUCCCUGACACAACACACUUUUAAUUUGUAUUCUAAUCCUGAAGGUCCAGGACUACAUAUUUCAAUACGCUGAUUUUCUUAUAGGAAUGAAAAUAUAUAUCCAUUGUUAAUCAUUAUUGUUGAUAAAUAGUAGUUUAACUGAAUAUGUCAUUCAUAUACAAAUGUACCAUUAGUUGGACACGUUUCCCUAAGGCUAACCAGCUACUGCAACUCCUUUCAGAUAAAUAAAGAAUGGUCAAAACACAGUUUUCAUUUUCCCUCCCUGGUAUUUUUAAAAUAUCAGUUUUAUAUAAUUUCAAGAAUAUGUUCCUUGUACACACUUUGAUUUAUUAACAUUAGGUCCUACAAAAAAGAUAAAUAAUAUGUGACACUAACUAGUCCCUAUAUGAAAAUAGAUAGGGAUGCAUGUUAAUCUUUCAGUCCCUAAGAUUUGAUGGUAGUCAUUCAGAUGUGUCUUUUAGGGUAUCUGUUUU